AUGAGAUCCCAAUUGCAUUUGUUUCUAGCUCUGGAGGCGUUGUCUUCUCUCGCGCUUUCUGAGAAAGUCGGCUAUUUUGAAUCGUCGGCUUGUGCCGAUCCUGAGGGUUUCACAUCUUGCUACAAGGAUGCGGAAACUGAGUACACAAAUUGUGUAAACAAUAACUGCGUUGGUGGAAGUCAAGCAUGCUACAAAUCAUGCGGUGGAAUCGUCACCUGCAUGAGCAAGCAAUGCCCUAGUCUGGGCACUAAUUGUAUCAAUGCCUGUGAAUGCCAGAGAUCCGCACAUCAAAUUGACUGCGCUAGUGCAAGCUGUUGGAACGAGGUCUACUCUUGCGAGUACCAAAGCAUCGUCGCAGACUUCUUUAAUCUCUGCACCAAUCCCAAUUAUGACGCCGUUCCAUUCUGGCCAGCACCCGACGACGCUCCCGCUGCCUGUUCUUGCAACCUUGGAAAGAUAAUCAAGAAGGAGCAUUUCAUUGCACUUCAAAUGACAGAGUGCGCCAACAACAUGACCAACCUUAACCAACUUGCCACGAACAAGGAUAUCUCUGAGUAUGGGACGGCUUGCAUGUGCUGUGGAAUGAGUGCUAUUGUCUCUACUAUUUACGAUACCUGCCCUAACACGAACCCAACCCUCCUUGGCUUGCAAGAGUGGUACGAUGGUAUUUUGGUGCCUAGUGACUGGAGCGACUGCGGUCCCUACCUCGAGGCAUAUGAUUGUGCCGGCGACUUAGGAUAUGGUCGUGCCGAUGCCGGUGCAGUCCACAAAUUUUACGAGCCAAGCAGUAUGCCAUCGAAUGGCACUGCGACUCUGUCCAACAAGGGUGGUGUGGUCUCCACCCCGGUCAGUGGCAACACUUUCACGUGGACCUUUGGCCAAUCUUCCAGAGCUGUGGCACACCCUAUCACCGUGACUUCAGCCAACGCGAAAGUUACCGGAAAGGCCAAUAGCGGCGAGACGACAGCAACAAUCACCGGCACUGGUACUGGCACGGCUGCGGAGAGCGCACAGCCUGGAAUGGGUGCCUCCUUGGCUGUUCCUCUCUGGACUAUCGCUGACACUGUUGGUGCAUUGGCCUUACUAGCCUUGUAG
Molecule: messenger RNA, 1095 nt
Organism: Penicillium brevicompactum
Lineage: Eukaryota; Fungi; Ascomycota; Eurotiomycetes; Eurotiales; Aspergillaceae
Exons: 3
Coding region: 1-1095 (364 amino acids)
Source: RefSeq, a predicted model, not a curated record